Molecule: messenger RNA, 1894 nt
Organism: Cuscuta campestris
Lineage: Eukaryota; Viridiplantae; Streptophyta; Magnoliopsida; Solanales; Convolvulaceae
Source: the annotation of a GenBank genome assembly
AACAAAUUUUAGUUGGAUUUGGAUGGACAAACAAUUUAGGGGUUCAUUACCCGCAAGGCAAGCAUCCCGGCCAAUUCACACUUCAUACCAAACGGACUGCUGAGAAAAGCAAACGAGCCUUAACCCUAACUUUGUCGUUCCUCAUUGGAUCCUUCCAACUCGCCAGCGGCGAAUUCACCAGCGGCCAGACUCCGGCGAGUUCGCAUCCGGCCUCUCCUUCUCCACCUCGCCAGGGGCCGGACUCCACGAACUCCAGUCACGGCUGAACACAAGUCCGGCAUCUCGAAUCGCUCCUCCACGCACUUGGAAUCACAGUUCUGCAUCUGGUCAUGGCAGCAGCAAGAGUUGAAUGCCUGGAGAUUAGGAAUUAUUUUAAGAAAAAAUGUGGUAACCGGAAAGAUGGGGAUGAUGAUUACCAUAUAGAGCUUGACAUGUUGCACUUUUUCAGGUAAAAACUUCUUUAUUACUUUAUAUUCCUUUUUUAUUUGUAAUUAUCAUUAACUACAUUCAUAUAAAAACUAACGACUAUUCACGUAAAGACAAAUUAGUUUGAAUCUAAGUUCAGUGUACAUGGCAAAGAGAUGCUAUGGUAGUAUGAAGGAUGGGAUAUUCAUCAAAGGGAAUGUUCUGGAGAUGCAUUCUCCUAAGGCUACGGCCUUUGACAAAGCUUCAAUAGCAAAAGAUCUUGAGGAUUUCAAGUUUGUUCUAGAUGAUAUACUCCACACUACCCUACUCGUUGAUGUUUGGAGACGGAAGGGAUUCGAGGAUCUUUCAAAAAAGCUUGGCAAAAUUCUUCGAGUAUAUGAACGAAGAUUAGGGGAAUGGUGUCAAAUUUUGGUUUUUAGUUUUUUUUUUAUAUAGCACUUCACAUCCAACAAGUGUGUUACUUAUUACGGGGGUAUAAUUUCAAAAAUACAGUUGUGAAGACUUUGCUGCAGAAUUUCUUUGGACUUUGGACACCGCUCUUCUACGCUCAACAGUGGAGAAUCUUGAGUUGAUCGAGAAGAUGUAUUCAUAUUUGUAUAAAGCUUCCAUAAUCUCAAGAUCAGAUUUAGCCGAGACUACAUGGGGGGUUAGAGGAAAAAAGAAAAUGAGUAAAGCCCUUCAUAAUUGGAAUUUUAAUGCGGGUAAAAAUUUUGGCCCGUUCAAAAAAAUGAUGGAGAUUGUUUUCCAAGACCAAAUGAAUGAGCAAAAAAGUCACAAAAGUAAUGCCAAUGGUGUAAGGAAGAGCAAUUAUAAACCUCUUGAUAUCAUUUUCUUCUUAAGGAAUGCCGUUGAGAAUCACCGCUUCGAUGAGGGUUUUAGGGGUGCAUGUGACUUGUAUCACUCAUUUGAGAGAUAUAUAUGCACCCUUCGCUAUGAGGGCGAGACAUGUUUUUAUUGCGUGGUAGAGGAGAUCCGAGACGCUUUCAAGCAUCACAUUCAAAACUUAGAAUGGAUGUCAAGGGAAGAAAAAAACACUUUGCUUGAUUACCUCCACAGCUCAAGGAGGGACGACAGCGAGUUGGUGAGAUGAUAACCCGUAUGAUGGCCAUAUAGGCAGGUUUGGAGGCAAAGGCGCAUGCCCCGAGGAGUUCAUUCUCGUUCGAUGAAGCGUACGUAGGUACAACAAGCACGUACAUGCACAGCGGGAGAGGAAGAGGGAAAAGGAAAGAGCCUCUCUCAUUAGUAGUUUUUUUUUACAGUGUAGUUUUCUAUAUUUGGCAGAUUACAUUAAUGCCCCCCUCCUCCAUUGAAUACACUAUUUUAAUACCCCCUGUUUGAAAUUAGGAGGCUGAUCAUUGUUGUCCCUUCACGAAGCUAAUACUCUGUAAUUGUUCCAGGCCUGCUAAUUAAUACUCUGUAUGGCUCUGUCUUUAUUGAUGUUUUUUUUUGACAAGUUUAUUAAUGUUUC